Molecule: messenger RNA, 1491 nt
Organism: Alternaria viburni
Lineage: Eukaryota; Fungi; Ascomycota; Dothideomycetes; Pleosporales; Pleosporaceae
Exons: 2
Coding region: 1-1491 (496 amino acids)
Molecular function (GO): protein binding
Source: RefSeq, a predicted model, not a curated record
AUGGCUCUCAUUACGCUGCCACCGGAGCUCAAGCUAAAUAUAGCUGACAGCUUGGACCCGGACUCAACUCUCAAUUUCGCCCUUACCUGCAGAGACCAUGCGACACUGCUCAAAUCCUUGUUGAGACAGCAUGCACGACUACUUGCGAAAUGGAAGGUCAUCGACACGACCGAUGCUCGUACGCUUCUUUGGGAGACCUUGAGAGACGUAAUAGCAAACCCUCGACUAGGGUGGUACAUCAGGGAACUCAAUCUUCCAGAAAGCCGGCAAUACAAUUGGAAUGCGAACGAGAGUUUGCGCAAUUCCCACCCAAAGCAUGGCGUUGUGCCAUCCGAAGAAGACAAGGCCUUGUUCAUUGAGGCAGCAAGGGGGCUGCAAGAUCUGUACCCGGGGUUUGGCGUAGAUGAAUCGAAUCUGCUGAGACGAUACUCUCAUGCCUUCAACUUUUCACCUCGCCCGUACGACACGAUUGGAUCUAUCGAAGAUCGAAUUCACGCAGGCUUCGAGGACGCCAUUGUCGCGAUCCUUCUGCACCAUCUACCUUAUCUCACGACCAUCAGACAUUCAGAAGUCGGCAUGGAGGACUGUCUGGAACUUGUUCUAUGGCAGAUCGCGUUAGGAUACAAGAACCCGGUCAUGGCACCAAAGCUUCCCCUACAACAUCUCAAGACGGUCGCCGUGCGUUACGCUCUGGACGAAGGAAGCAGCUCUCCUGAUUGGGCGUGUUUUUAUCUCAGUAUCCCUUCGGUAAAGACGUUUGUAGGGCAAGCAAUGGGUGGUUCGCCUAGCGAGGACGUCCUACGCACUUUAUUCCCCACAGGUGCUGCUCCGUGCUCUAACGUGGAAGAGCUAUUCUUCAGACAUUCUGUCUUCGAUGUGGAUGGCCUAGCAACCAUACUCGCGAACAUUCGGCAUCUAAAGAAGCUAACGUACAACGGUGGUGAUGCUCUGGUGUCCGAUUCGAGCUGGUACGAACCAAAGAAAGUCAUCCGAGCAGUUGCUACACACGCCGGCCGCUCGUUGGAAGAGCUCAUGCUCAGCGAGGAGGACACGGAUAGUGAACCUCCUGAGGAUGGCCCAGCGAUUGUUUCUCUCCGAGAGUUCCAGAAGCUCCGUGUACUCCACUGUCAAUGGCGCAUGCUUCGCCCCGACAUGGCAAAAGAGGAAGACCCUGAACAUGACGAGCCGCUAGAACAAGGCUAUUACCGAAAGGAGGAUUACGAACAGAUUGAUGUCGACUUCGACGUAAGGACCCUUCUCCCAGAGUCCUUAGAAGAGUUUUAUAUGAACGGCGAUUUCCACGACUAUGAUGAAUGGGAGCACAUGGAAAAUACAGUCAAGGCCUCAAGCGCCUUCACGCCCCGCCUGAGUAUUGAUAAGACCUGUAUUAAGAAAGGAGGUUAUUGGAGUGAUCGAAUCGGUACCGCAGAGGAACCGGAUGGAGCCUGGUCUCAUCCGCUCGGCCGCCUUUUCGAAGGUCAUCAUGGUUAA